Molecule: messenger RNA, 2308 nt
Organism: Vidua macroura (Pin-tailed whydah)
Lineage: Eukaryota; Metazoa; Chordata; Aves; Passeriformes; Viduidae
Product: N-acetylmuramoyl-L-alanine amidase-like
Exons: 6
Coding region: 364-2106 (580 amino acids)
Biological process (GO): defense response to Gram-positive bacterium; detection of bacterium; peptidoglycan catabolic process
Molecular function (GO): zinc ion binding; N-acetylmuramoyl-L-alanine amidase activity; peptidoglycan binding
Source: RefSeq, a predicted model, not a curated record
CAGGAUUUCCCAUUCCCAAACCUUGGCCGGAUAGAGGGGGAGGCGACCGCGAGGAAGAGGAAAAUGUCCCGGGGCACUCGGGCAGGCGGAGGAUGGAGCUGAGGAUGGAGACCAGGGAGGACAAAUCCCCACAGCAGAACCUCAUGGAAGAGGCUGUUUUGAGCAGCUCCACGUCGCAGGAAUCCAAAAGGGAGGAAAAGCACCAGAGAUCCUUUAUGAGGAGGGGCUGCAAACUCAGCCCCAGGAUCUGUGAGGAGGAAAGACCCACCCUGGGCCAGAAAUGCAGCUGGAGAUAGGCCAGAGCUCAGAGCUGGGUGUCCAUGAGCAGCUUCAUGGCAGGGAGAAGCCCCACAAGUGCUUGGAAUGUGUGAAGAGCUUCAACCUGAGCUCAACUCUGAUUUACCACCAGAGAAUCCACACUGGGCAAAGACCUUACAAGUGUGGAGAGUGUGGAAAGAGCUUCAGGAUGAGCCGGUGAUCUGUGGUCCUGGUGAUCCGUGUUGGGAAGAUCCCUGGCUGGGGGGCUCCACAUCCUCCUGGGCUCCCCAUGGGUACCUGGACACAUCCACAGACCAUCAGAAAUCCAUUGUGGAGAGCAGAUUUGUCAACUUUCAUACCCAGAAAAAUCUCACCUUUUGCAUCUUCUGGUGGCAUCAAGCAACACUGGAUGGCCUUGGAGGUCUUUUCCAACAUAAAUCCAUUGUUUUAAUUCCCUCUGGCCCACAGGCAUUUUCCACAGCCAGAUGGGGAUGUACUGGGGCAAAACUCACAAUUUUGGAGACAGUGGGAUGGAAACCCCUCCUAAAAAGUUUCUUCCACCCAUGGUGUCCCCGUGUCCCUCAAGGUGUCCUCGUGUCCUGCAGGAUGUUUCUGUGGCUACUCCUGGCACUGAGUGUCUGCGCCCACCCUGGCAGAGGCGUGUCCCCAGCUGUGUCCCCAAUUGUCCCCCCACGCCACAUGGACUCGGUCCUCGACAUCCUGGAUGCCCUCGAGUCCCCGGCCAGGGGCGGCUCCCCCGGCACCACCGCGGCCUUAGGGAGGGGGCUGGGGGUCUGCAGCACCCCGGGGUGCCGGGCGGUGCUGGGCGAGCCCCUCGGGAACCCCGAACGCCCCCCGGCUCUCACCCUGGGCCAGUGGCAGCUCCUGACCGAGCUCCUCCACCACGACCCGGCGACACCGGAGCUGGGGGCGGUGCUGACCCCGGACGGCUCCACGGUGGCCCUCGGUCCCCUCCUGGCCGGCAUCGAGGCGGGGCUGAGAUCUGGCGGGUUUGGGCGACCCCUCCCCACCCUCGACCCGCCCGCCGACCCCCUCUUGGCUGUCACCAUCGCCGAGGCUUUGGGGACAUCCUUCCUGCUAGCGCAGGGGGGUGACAACAACGCCACUGCACUGGGACCCGGUGGCUGCUGGGACGACGUGGAGAACCCCCAAAAUUACACCUUGAGGGGUCCCCCGUCCCCUGUCCCCGACCCUGUGGCCAUUGGGGCCAUGGAUGGGACGGUCCUGGGGGCGCGGCUGGCCCAGGGACCCCUCCCGGUGGCCGAACUGCUUCGGGGCUACUACGGGACUGGGAAUGGCUCAGAGGCGGGGAGACCCCCCAGCAGUUACCGGCGCCGGGAUUUUGGGGCACUGGCGGGACAGGGACGACUGGAGAAGGAGGUGGCGGCGGUUUUGGGGCUUCUGAGGACGCUGUCACCCACCUCGGAGCUCCUGAGGGACAUGGGGACACAGGAGGUGGCGGCCGUGGCUCGUAGGGCGGCGCGAGAGUUCAGCGAGCGCUACGUGGAGUGCCCAGCCAUUGUGCCACGCUGCCUGUGGGGUGCCGAUCCCUACCGGGGCACCCCGGCCCUGCUGCAGCCCCCACUGAGCUCGGUGUUCCUGCACCACACCCUGGAGCCAUCACAGCCCUGCCGAACCUUUGGUGCCUGCGCCCACGCCAUGAGGAACAUGCAGCGCUUCCACCAGGACACCCGCGGCUGGGAUGACAUCGGCUACAGUGAGGAGCAGCUCUGGCCGGGCUGGAUGGAGGCAGGAGAGGUUGGACAGUGGUCCAGAUGGACACCAGCCCAGUCUGGAUGGACACUGGUCCAGCAGAUGUUGGUCUGAUGCAUUGAGCUGGACAUUGGUCCAGAUGAACACCAGACCCACGGAUCCCGGCUGGACUCUGGUCUGCAGCCCCUCAGCCUGGACAGUCCCCAGCCCAGAUGACCACCAGCCCAGCCACACCCUGGCCCACCCCACUGACCCACCAGCAUACAGUAGGCCCAACCCCAAAACCCCCCAAAAUAAAUCCAGUUAUAGAACAUCA